CCCGGAUAUUAAAAUGUAUUUGUUUUAAACAAGUUCAUGCUUUCUUCUACCUGCUGCAUGUGUUUGCUUCAGGUAUUUAUUUACAUUCAAGGAGGGACCUAUUUACAUUUACGCAUUUGGCAGACGUUUUUAUCCAAAGCAACACAAGAAACUAACCGCUGGAAAAACCUAAGUCCUGAACAUCAUACAGGGACAAUCCUGUUACUCUACACCACAUCAGAUCAGUCAUGAGUUCAUCGGUGCUGAGCGCGGAGAGCCACACCAUCCCUCUGAGCGAUGGGAACCGAAUGCCCAUCAUCGGUCUGGGGACGUACGGAGACUACCGUAAGACUCCUAAAGGCAGCGUCUAUGAGGCGGUAAAACUGGCUUUAGACGUGGGUUACAGACACUUUGAUGGUGCGCUGGUUUACUUCAAUGAACAUGAGGUGGGACAGGCCAUCAGAGAGAAGAUAGCUGAUGGAUCUGUCAAAAGAGAAGAGAUCUUUUACUGUGGAAAGUUAUGGUGCACAUUUCAUCCUCCUGAGCUGGUGAGACCUGCAUUGGAGCGAACGCUAAAGACUUUAGGACUGGACUAUGUGGAUCUCUACAUCAUUGAGUUUCCAGUUGCAUUUAAACCAGGGGAUGUGUUUUACCCCAAAGAUGAAAACGGGAAGUACAUUUAUUACAAGAAUGACCUUUGUGCCACAUGGGAGGCAUUAGAAGCCUGUAAGGACGCAGGGUUGACAAAGUCUCUGGGCGUCUCAAACUUUAACCGCAGACAGCUUGAACUCAUUCUGAAUAAACCCGGACUGAAGCACAAACCUGUUUCCAACCAGGUAGAAUCUCACCCAUAUUUCACACAACCCAAACUUCUAGACUUCUGUCGACAGAAUGACAUCAUCAUGGUUGGAUAUAGUCCACUCGGGACGUCCAGAGAUGCAUCCUGGGUGAAUCUUAAAAACCCUCCACUAUUAGAGGACCCAGUCCUGAUCUCUAUCGGGAAGAAAUACAAGAAAACCUCGGCUCAUGUGGCUCUCAGGUUUAACGCUCAGAGAGGAGUGGUCGUCAUUCCCAAGAGCUUUAAUCCUGAACGAUUAACUGAAAACUUCCAGAUAUUUGAUUUUUCUCUCACAGAUGAAGAAAUGAACGCCAUUGAAAAGCUGAACAAAAAUGUUCGUUAUGUGGAGCUCCUAAUGUGGAGUGAGCACCCAGAAUAUCCAUUCAAUGAUGAAUACUAAAGCCUCAUAUACAGAUCACUUACUGUUACAUGAGCAAAACAUUAGAAAUACAGAAGGGGUGAAAAUCAUUAUUUAAAUGACUUUACACAUUUCUCAGAUGCUGUUAACCAAAGCAAAGCUAUAGAUAAUCUGUCAGUGAGAUCACCUGUCAAUAGUUACUAUAUCAAGUUUUAAUAUUGAUGGUGUUUAAAAUAAAGACAAAUCAUUUAAGUUUGUUCUGUCUGUGGUGAUGUAAUUUAAAUAAAUGAAUGUGCAGAUGUA
Molecule: messenger RNA, 1478 nt
Organism: Misgurnus anguillicaudatus (oriental weatherfish)
Lineage: Eukaryota; Metazoa; Chordata; Actinopteri; Cypriniformes; Cobitidae
Source: RefSeq, a predicted model, not a curated record